This is a messenger RNA of Fomitopsis serialis, 831 nucleotides long. RefSeq lists its product as uncharacterized. The record is from RefSeq and is a predicted model, not a curated record. Bases 242 to 691 code for a protein of 149 amino acids. The transcript has a single exon. Lineage: Eukaryota; Fungi; Basidiomycota; Agaricomycetes; Polyporales; Fomitopsidaceae.
GAACUCUCAGACGACUCCGAGUCUGAGGCAGACCGCCGGCGGUGUGCGUCGAUGGGGAUGGGCUUGGUGGGGGAACCGUUGCCGUUGGUGAAAGACAUUGUUGUGACUGGGGGAAGAGCGAGAGACAGCGAGAGGAGCACGAGCGGAUGAGGGGGAGAUGGUGGAAGUGAGUCUCAUGACUAUGCUCGGUUCGCCCUUAUGAGGACUCCUGUACAAGCUCCGACCAAAUAGACGAGGACGGAUGUUGCCCGCGCGCAGUCUCCACCCUCUCCAAUUCCCCAACCUAAUCCGGCCCUGCUCCUACCUACUCCGCCCCUUCCACCCUCGCCGUUUCACACCGCCCUCACCACCGGCAAUCUCCAGCAAGCUACAGUCAUUCUGGCCGAAUCUGCCGCUGCUGCCACAGCCACCCGUCCACUCCCAGAGUCUCGCAGUUCGCCGCGCGCCCAUGGUCGCACGGUACGACAUACGACGCGGUCCAGUCCAGGCGAGAAUGCGACGGCUGAGACUUGAGGAGAGCUCGAGCGAGCGCGACCAGAAUGGCCCCUUGACCCCGCACUGCGCCUGCUUCCCGAAGCCCAUGCCGCCCUGCCGCGCCUUCCUCCUGGUCACGAGUCCGCCGACUUCGCGCCAAAACAGGCGAGACUGCUCCCGCAGAGCGGUUACAAGCCAGACCAUGGUUGAAUUAUAGCAGCCACCGACGUUUUUGACUGUGCACUAUUAGUCUCCGUAGCUGACCAAAAAGAGAUACUCUCGUUUUUGGUCUGCAGCGAGACGCGCCGUCCAUAUAGGGCCUGCGGUUUAGACUUAUAAGGCAACUAGUGACUUCAC